This is a messenger RNA of Argiope bruennichi, 1779 nucleotides long. RefSeq names its product sushi, nidogen and EGF-like domain-containing protein 1. Gene Ontology annotation, cellular component: protein-containing complex; plasma membrane. The transcript has 14 exons. Gene Ontology annotation, biological process: heterophilic cell-cell adhesion; establishment or maintenance of epithelial cell apical/basal polarity. The record is from RefSeq and is a predicted model, not a curated record. NCBI's taxonomy places the organism in Eukaryota, Metazoa, Arthropoda, Arachnida, Araneae, Araneidae. The coding region runs from base 204 to 1754 and encodes 516 amino acids. Gene Ontology annotation, molecular function: calcium ion binding.
UUCAUCUGAAGAUUACAUGUCUUCGAUCGCUUCUUGUCCGUUGAUACCGAUUUACUUUUAUCAAUAUUUGAGCUUGCAUCCACUAACAAAAAACUUAUCUAUGCGGGCAAUAUCGAAAUAGACUCUGAGAGAUGUAGUCAAAGUCUGGAAGCGGAUAGUUCGGAAAUCUUGCUCUUUUUGUGUAUUCAUUAAAAGAAUGAAAAAUGUUGUUUAUAAGAAAACCAGGAAUAAUCCUUUUUGUUAUAUUCGUAUCCUUUGAAUACGUGGGGAGUGAUUCAACGAACAACAGUGUGCAAUAUGAACCAGUUACUGGUAACCUCGAAUCGCAAAACAUAGCUGCAGAUGGUUGUUCUCAAAUAUUCUGUCUAAAUGGUGGAGAGUGUAAAAUGUGGAAUGGAAAAGCUAUGUGCAUUUGUCGUGGUGAAUUUGAAGGAGAAAGAUGCGAACGCUUUAGUUGUAAAAAUGGAAAAUGGGAAGAUGAAAGAGCCAUUUGCAAGUGUAAUCCUGGAUAUGGCAAUUAUACCAAAUACACCUGCAGAGCUUGUGAAUGUGGCCCAGAUACAAAUUGUAUCUUUAUAUCAUCAGGAUGGUUAAAUGUGUCAUAUAAAAAAAUAUGUCUUUGCAAACCAGGAUAUAAAGAAGAGAAUGAAACGUGCGUUGCUGAAGAUACAAGUUCUACGGGGCCUUCACUGCCGUCAACCGUAUCGACAUCUAGAAUAAAGGACAAGAAAAUUUCUACAGAAACUACUCAAUAUGUUUCCACUACGAGGGAGUCAAGUACGCUGUCAACAAAAGAACCAGCAAUAAAUCUUUGCACCAGUACGCCCUGCCAAAAUGGAGGAAUUUGUUUAGAAGUAGGACGCUCCUUUAGUUGCUUUUGCAAACCUCCUUAUUUUGGAGUUCUCUGCGAAAAAGAUCCAUGCACAGAAAACCCAUGUCUGAAUGGUGGCGCUUGUGUUCGAAUGGAUUACUCGUUCAAAUGCAAAUGCAUACAUCCGUUUUUUGGAGAUACCUGCCAAUAUGAUGCAUGCACUGAUAAUCCAUGCUAUAAUGGUGGUACCUGCCAAAGGUAUGGAAAUUUUUUCAAGUGCAAAUGCAGAUACGGCUAUAUUGGAAAUGUUUGCGAGAGAGAAGGAUAUCAAAGUUUUCCAGAGGGAAUCACUGAUUCUAUACCCGAAUUAGAAGAUGCUUCUACCAUUGAAAAUUUAGGAAAUGAAACAACAAUCAAACCAGGAAUUUGUGUUUCAGACUCUGAUUGUCUGAACAGAGGCAUCUGUAGCAACAACACCUGCGAGUGCAAGCCAAAUUAUAAAGGACCCUGGUGUGAGAGAAACCUUCUCUGCGAGAAACUGCAACCCACUUGUCAGAUCAUGGGAGCAGAUUGCAAAAUUGUUGGAAACAAAGCAAUUUGUGACUGUCCUUUAGGCAAGAUGUACGAUCCAAAGACUGGAAUAUGUGAAAAUAUAUGCGAUCCUUGGAGAUGUUUGCAUGGAAGAUGUGAAAUAGACGGACAGACGUACAAAUGCAUAUGUGAUGCGGGGUAUAAAGGAAAUCGCUGCAGUGAGGCAGUACAAGUCAUGGCUGAACGAUCUAGUGUAUGGCUAUAUGUUAUGAUCUCUCUAGUGGUACUUACUCUAUUGCUUCUGUUCCAACAACUUUGGCUUUUUUUCCAAUACCGAAAAAUAAAUUUGAAGACUGGUGAUGGGCAUGUAAUGGAGUUGAAUACCAUUGAAACUACAACCACCCAAAUCUAGCUUAUUUUUAAUUAUCUACUUAAUU